Messenger RNA from Neoarthrinium moseri, 2019 nucleotides. RefSeq lists its product as uncharacterized. The record is from RefSeq and is a predicted model, not a curated record. Lineage: Eukaryota; Fungi; Ascomycota; Sordariomycetes; Amphisphaeriales; Apiosporaceae. The transcript is spliced from 8 exons. Bases 1 to 2019 code for a protein of 672 amino acids.
AUGGGCCACCUACAGGAUGAAGUUCAACGACGCUCGCUGGAAGACCCCGAGUCUUUCUGGUCUCACCAAGCCGAGCAGCUUCACUGGCAUAGAAAACCAGACACUGUUCUGAGAAAGUCUACCAAGACUUUGAAGAAUGGUGUAACACACCCACACUGGGAAUGGUUCGCCGGCGGCCAAAUCUCCACGUGCUACAACUGUGUUGACCGUCAUGUGUUGGCAGGCAAUGGCGAUCGACCUGCUAUCUUCUACGAUAGCCCUGUUACCGGUACAAAGCAGGCUAUCACCUAUAGCCAGCUCCUUGACGAAGUUGAGGUAUUGGCUGGAGUGCUGAGGGAUGAGGGUGUGAAGAAAGGAGACGUAGUGCUGGUAUACAUGCCCAUGAUCCCCGCCGCGUUGAUCGGAAUCUUGGCCAUCAACCGACUUGGUGCCAUUCAUGCGGUCGUUUUCGGAGGCUUCGCUGCUGCAUCUCUGUCUCAGAGGAUCGAGGCUUCGAAACCCGUGGCAAUACUUACAGCUUCCUGCGGAAUUGACGGCGCGAAGCCUCCCAUGAGCUACAAGCCUUUCAUCAGAGAGGCCAUCGAGAUGUCGAAGCACAAACCCGAUCGUGUUCUGGUCUGGCAGCGGAAUCAAUUACGCUGGGACCCUUUGAAUAAGACAGGAGACUCCAAUGAUGGGAUUUACAUCAUCUACACAAGCGGGACUACCGGUUCACCAAAGGGAGUUGUUCGUGAUGCUGGAGGACAUGCUGUUGGCUUGCACCUUUCGAUCAGCUACCUGUUCGGUAUUUAUGGACCGGGUGAUGUCAUCUUCACAGCAAGUGAUAUUGGUUGGGUCGUCGGGCAUUCUUUCAUCAUUUAUGGGCCCCUGCUCGCAGGUGCAGCUACGGUCUUAUAUGAAGGCAAACCUGUUGGAACACCGGACAGCUCCAGCUUUUGGCGUAUAAUACAGGAGUACAAGGUCAAGAGCCUGUUUACAGCUCCAACCGCACUGAGAGCCAUCAAGAGGGAUGACCCUGAGAAUGUGUCCCUGAAGAAAGUUGGGGAGUCGGGCGGUCUGCGGUCACUCAAGGCGCUAUUCUUAGCGGGUGAAAGAUCAGAGCCAUCGAUCAUCACCAUGUAUCAAGACUUAUUACAGAAACAUGGAGCUCCUGGUGCCACCGUCAUUGACAAUUGGUGGUCAUCCGAAUCCGGCUCACCCAUCUCUGGACUAAGCCUACUACCACAAGCUGGAAAUGAUAGAAGAACUCAGGUCCGAGAUCACCCGCCUUUGAAUGUCAAACCUGGCAGCGCCGGCAAACCCAUGCCUGGGUUCGAUGUGAGGGCGGUCGAUGAUCAAGGGAACGAGGUCAAAAGGGGGAAGAUGGGGAAUAUCGUGAUGGCUAUCCCCCUGGCUCCGACUGGCUUCCGCACCCUCUGGGGAGACGAUGAAAGAUUUUACAACGGGUACUUGAAGAGAUUUGAAGGCAAGUGGGUUGACACUGGAGACGCCGGCAUGAUAGAUGCGGAAGGCUAUAUCAGCAUCAUGAGUCGGAGCGAUGACUUGAUCAAUACAGCCGGCCAUCGACUUUCUACAGGUCAAAUUGAGCAAGCGAUCACAAGUCAUCCGACCGUCGCGGAGGCAAGUGUGAUCGGCAUCCCAGAUGCCCUCAAGGGUCAACUACCCUUCGCUUUCGUCACAUUAUCAGUCCCAGACCAUCCUGCAUCAGCUGUCCCAGAUCAGCGGCUUAUUGAUGAGAUCCAGAAUCAAGUGCGUUCUCAAAUUGGAGGGAUCGCUACUCUGGGCGGUAUCAUUCAAGGAAAGGGCAUGAUCCCCAAGACGAGGUCCGGUAAAACUCUACGGAGAGUGCUGAGAGAACUUGUUGAGAAUGCGGUCCACGAGGAGUUUGACAAGGAAGUUGCUUGGCCCGCGACUAUUGAAGAUGUGUCCGUUAUUGAGGUUGCCAGGAGCAAAGUUGCCGAGUACUUCAAGCAGAAGGGCGGAUCGCAUAAAGCAAUUGAGGCGCGUGCGAAACUGUAA